Sorghum bicolor (sorghum) is the source of this 1441-nucleotide messenger RNA. Its product is annotated as COBRA-like protein 3. Lineage: Eukaryota; Viridiplantae; Streptophyta; Magnoliopsida; Poales; Poaceae. The record is from RefSeq and is a predicted model, not a curated record. Gene Ontology annotation, biological process: cellulose microfibril organization; plant-type cell wall cellulose biosynthetic process. Bases 79 to 1356 code for a protein of 425 amino acids. Gene Ontology annotation, cellular component: plasma membrane. The transcript is spliced from 6 exons.
UGUACGUAGCUGGGAGCCUGGGCUGGGAGCUAUAGCUAGCUAGGCUGCGCGCCGCUGAGGCCUCAGGCGGAGGGGAGAAUGGCGACGGGCGGCAGACUGGCCGUCACUUGCUCCGCCGCCGUGCUGCUCGCCGUGGCGCUGCUGAUCUCCGCACCGGACGCCGCAGAGGCUUAUGAUUCUCUAGAUCCAAACGGCAACAUCACUAUAAAAUGGGAUGUUAUGCAAUGGACUCCUGAUGGAUAUGUCGCUGUUGUCACAAUGUACAAUUACCAACAAUUUCGGCACAUUGGGCCACCCGGAUGGCAGCUUGGGUGGACAUGGGCAAAGAAGGAGGUUAUAUGGUCAAUGGUUGGGGCUCAGGCCACCGAACAGGGUGACUGCUCAAAGUUCAAGGGCAACAUUCCUCACAGCUGCAAGAAAGAUCCCGUGAUCGUUGAUUUACUUCCAAGCACACCAUAUGACAUGCAAAUUGCCAAUUGCUGCAAGGCAGGAGUUAUAAGUACAAUUAGUCAGGAUCCAGCAAAUGCUGCUUCCUCAUUUCAGCUCAGUGUAGGUCUUUCUGGGUCUACCACUAAGACUGUCAAGGUGCCGAAGAACUUCACCCUUAGGACUCCUGGCCCCGGUUACACCUGUGGGCGUGCUAUUGUUGGCAAGCCUACUAUAUUUUUCUCUGCAGAUGGCCGCAGGGCAACCAAAGCUCUAAUGACAUGGAAUGUGACCUGCACGUAUUCCCAAUUUCUUGCUCAGAAGACUCCGUCCUGCUGUGUAUCUCUUUCAUCGUUUUAUAACAACACUACUGUGAACUGCCCAACAUGCUCCUGUGGCUGCCAGAACCCAAGUGGAUCAAACUGUGUGAAUAAGGGUUCGCCUCGCCUACGAUCUGCUAUUGAUGGCCCUGGCAAAUGGAGUGGCGAGCCUCUUGUGGAGUGCACUUCCCACAUGUGCCCCGUAAAAAUCAACUGGCACGUGAAGCAGAACAGCAAGGACUACUGGAGAGUGAAGAUCACCAUCACAAACCUCAACUUCCGAAUGAACUACAGCGAGUGGAACCUGGUUGUUCAGCAUCCAAACUUCGAUAACAUCACUCAGUUGUUCGGCCUCAACUACAAACCACUCACUCCAUAUGGGGGUGACAUAAAUGACACGGCAAUGUUCUGGGGUGUGAAGUCCUACAAUGAUGUGCUGAUGCAAGACGGUAAGCUUGGGAUGGUGCAGUCAGAGCUCCUUCUCCGUAAAGACUCCCGGACUUUCACAUUCGAAAAGGGAUGGGCCUUCCCACGCCGGGUGUACUUCAAUGGUGAUAACUGUGUCAUGCCAGCUCCUGAAAAUUACCCAUCGUUGCCAAUGCAAGCCUAGUAAUAAGGCUGUAACGAAAGAACCGUCGUUCGGUUUGAUUACGGCUGAUUGCCAUUUACAAGGAAUAAAUGUCACGGGUUGAUUA